Molecule: messenger RNA, 591 nt
Organism: Aspergillus uvarum CBS 121591
Lineage: Eukaryota; Fungi; Ascomycota; Eurotiomycetes; Eurotiales; Aspergillaceae
Exons: 1
Coding region: 1-591 (196 amino acids)
Biological process (GO): transmembrane transport
Molecular function (GO): transmembrane transporter activity
Source: RefSeq, a predicted model, not a curated record
AUGUCCACACAUACCCUCCCCCAACCCCCGCGACGACCCACCAACCAGCUCGAAACCCUGGGGACAUCCCUCCUCUCACCCCUGGCCCUCCUCCUGCACCCCAUCGUCAUCUGGGGCUGCAUCAUGUGGUCCGUGACUUUCACCUGGACGAUACUAGUAGGUGCCGUGGCAUCGCAGAUCUUCACCGCGCCGCCCUGCAACAUGAGCACCGUCGCCGGAGGCAACCUGACGGGGGUGGCUCCAUUGAUCGGCUCCGCGCUGGGGACAAUGCUGGGGCGAUGGCUGUGCGACUGGUGCAAUCGGGCUCUGCCCCCCUCUCCUUCCUCAGCAAAUGCCACUAGCGACAAUUCCAACCUUCCCGAUGAAACCGUACCCACGCAUGCUGCCCCGGAAUCCCGUCUCCCCGUCCUCCUCCUCGCCAUAAUCGCAAUGGCCACCGACUCCUUCGGCCUCGGCGCCGCCAUCGCCCACGGCUACCCCGGGGUGCUCUGCGGAGUCUUCAUGGCCAUCUUUAAUUUCGCCGUCGGCAUGGGAUGCACGGGCACCGUGGCGUACACGAAUAAUGUCUGUGGGGACAGAGCUGGGGGAUGA